UCUGCGCGGCGACGCUACAAUGACUAGCCGCCGCAAUGACAUCCAAACGUACCCGGAGUGCUCCCUGGCUUCGAAACAAGAUAGUGGUAUCCCGAUAAAACACAUUAUAUUUACGGAUAACAAAAGGACAACGAAGCACGGGUGCCCUUCCUGCGGCCUACGUGGGACGGCUGAAAGAAACGGGGUGGGAAGUUUCACGUGGCCUACUUUUCCACCUGCCGCUGUUCUCGUCCCACACAAAGGAUGCAACAUUCCGUCAUUCUCCACGCCGAGCGCAUAAGACGAGAUCUCAAAACCGGCUGCUGAGCAGAAGCCUCCUCACAUGCCACACACCUGCUCGCAGCAGCUGUCUCAGUCACACAAGAACAUAAAAGAUCACUUCGUACAUAAAGUGAGGAUGAAGACAGCUGCAGUAGCUGUUCUAGGUCUGCUUGGUGCAUUAUGUCUAUGCGUUAAUGCAGACACAAACAGUCCCUUAGACUUCAUCCGCCAGAGUGCAGUAAACUGGACAGAGAAUUUGCCCUGUGGAUUGUGGGACUGCAACUGUGAAUUCAGGCAGACUAAAGGCUGCUGCUGUGUCAGCUCAGCACUCAUGCAGCUAGAGGAGGCCACCAUGCUGAGUAUGCUGAGCAUAUCGGAGGACUUGCACAAUCUCAACCAGCAUAUUGAUGCAAUCGCAGGUGGACGUAACGUUGCAUUUACUGCAUCACUGACAUCAACACCUGGUUGUUUUGGGCCCUUCAAUAAGAAUGUGCCCAUUCCUUACCAGAACAUCACACUGAACCAAGGACACGGAUAUAAUUCAGCACUGGGUGCCUUCACGGUGCCCCGCGCUGGCCUUUACUCCUUCAGCUACAGCACCUACUCCAACAUGGGUGUGGCAGGAGAGCACAUCUACCAAAAGACACAGCUGGUGAGGGACGGCCAGGUGGUGUCCUCAUCCUGGGAGGACAAUCGCGAGGACUCUGAGGACAGCGCCACACAUACCAUGCUGCUGAAGCUGCAUCCCGGCAACCAGGUGUACGUCGAGCUGGUUCUAGGGAGGUUUCUGUGUGGUGACACACAGGGAUUCAACUCCUUCAGCGGAUACCUGGUCUACCCAAUGCAGGACGUUUAAGACGGGAGGUUGGUAG
Molecule: messenger RNA, 1133 nt
Organism: Electrophorus electricus (electric eel)
Lineage: Eukaryota; Metazoa; Chordata; Actinopteri; Gymnotiformes; Gymnotidae
Gene: cbln18
Product: cerebellin 18
Biological process (GO): maintenance of synapse structure
Cellular component (GO): synapse
Molecular function (GO): protein binding
Source: RefSeq, a predicted model, not a curated record